AUGGCUCCCGCUGCAACAGAAACACCCGACAUGUCCAUCAACCCGAGCGACGAUGUGCGCGUACUUGGCUACGACCCGCUGAUCCCACCCCAACUUCUCGCGUCCGAGAUCCCCAUCCCCGCACAUGCCGAAAAGACCGUCAUUCAAGGUCGCAAGGAAGCCGCCAGCAUCAUUACCCAGAAAGAUGACCGCCUCCUCGUCAUGGUCGGGCCCUGCUCACUCCACGACCCGGAGCUGGCACUCGAGUACUGCCAGCGCCUCAAGGCCCUCGCCGACAAGCUUCAAGACAACCUCUGCAUCAUCAUGCGCGCCUACCUCGAGAAACCACGCACAACCGUCGGCUGGAAGGGCCUGAUCAACGACCCAGACAUUGACGAGAGCUACAAAAUCAACAAGGGCCUGAGAGUGUCGCGCAAGUUGUUCGUGGACCUCACAUCCGCGGGCAUGCCCAUUGCCUCCGAGAUGCUCGACACUAUCUCUCCACAGUUCCUCGCCGACCUUAUCUCUCUUGGUGCUAUUGGUGCGCGAACAACCGAGUCACAAUUGCACCGUGAGCUAGCCUCUGGUCUCUCUUUCCCUAUUGGAUUCAAGAACGGCACCGAUGGAGGCUUGACUGUGGCGGUAGAUGCGAUUGGUGCUGCUGCUGCCAAGCACCACUUCAUGGGCGUAACGAAGCAAGGUCUGGCUGCUAUCACCAGGACGGCAGGUAACGAGCACUGCUUUGUCAUUCUCCGUGGUGGAUCCAAGGGUACCAACUACGACAAGGACAGCAUCAAGGCUGCCAGGGAGGCUUUGAAGAAGAAGAACCUGCCCGAGGUCAUGAUGGUCGACUGCUCACACGGCAACUCCAACAAGAACCACCGCAACCAGCCCCUCGUAGCUAAGGACAUUGCCGACCAGAUCCGCAACGGUGAGACCGGCAUUGUUGGUGUCAUGAUCGAAUCCAACAUCAACGAGGGCAACCAGAAGGUCCCACCUGAGGGACCUAGCGGUCUGAAGAAGGGUGUCUCCAUCACAGAUGCUUGCAUCGACUGGGACAGCACCGUCGACACUCUCGAGAACCUUGCAUCUGCCGUCGCCGAGAGGCGGGCAAACCAGAGCAAGUCCAACGGUGCACACUAA
This is a messenger RNA of Alternaria infectoria, 1122 nucleotides long. RefSeq names its product Phospho-2-dehydro-3-deoxyheptonate aldolase amt16. Gene Ontology annotation, molecular function: 3-deoxy-7-phosphoheptulonate synthase activity. NCBI's taxonomy places the organism in Eukaryota, Fungi, Ascomycota, Dothideomycetes, Pleosporales, Pleosporaceae. The record is from RefSeq and is a predicted model, not a curated record. Gene Ontology annotation, cellular component: cytoplasm. The transcript has 2 exons. Gene Ontology annotation, biological process: aromatic amino acid biosynthetic process. The coding region runs from base 1 to 1122 and encodes 373 amino acids.